AUUACAAAUAACUAACGGAAGCAUGUAUUCCGAGGACGAAUUACUCUUUCGCAACUUCCAGCAAUUGAAGAGCUACAAAUUGGACGACGAGAAGUCCUCCACAACCACGUCCAGGGAGCAGCAAAAAACAGAGAGUUCGGUGGAGAAAUGUUUCGACCGGUUCGAGGAAUUGCAGUCCACCCAUCCACGGCUCACCCAGUUUUUCCGGCUAGAGCAUCAGUAUUAUCUGGAUGCAAUGCUGCGCCGGUUGCCCUCGAACUACGAAUGCCUGGACAGCAGUCGACCCUGGUGCGUCUACUGGAUACUGCAGGCGGCCCAGUUACUUAGCUUCAAUUUUGACGAUGAAACCCUCGAUAGGGUCGUACAGUUUCUCAGCAAAUGCCGGGCUCCAACGGGCGGCUUUGGCGGUGGACCAGGACAGUAUGCCCAUCUGGCGCCCACAUAUGCGGCGGUCAACAGCCUCUGCAUCAUUGGCACCAAGAGUGCCUAUCGCGCCAUCGAUCGUCCGACCCUUGUCCAGUUUCUGUUCAGUGUUCGUCAACCGGAUGGCUCCUUCCGUCUCCAUGUAGAUGGGGAGACGGAUGUGCGCGGUGCGUACUGUGCCAUCUCGUGCGCCAAGCUGCUGAACCUUCCCGAUCUGGUGAUGAAGGAACUUUUCGCCGGCACCGGCGAUUGGAUUGCCAAGUGCCAGACGUACGAGGGAGGAUUCGGCGGUGCCCCCGAAUUGGAGGCCCAUGGGGGCUACACAUUCUGUGGCAUCGCUGGCCUGGCGCUACUGAACGAGGCACACAAGUGCAACAAGAAGGCGCUGCUCCAUUGGACACUGCUACGUCAGAUGAGCUACGAAGGAGGGUUCCAGGGUCGAACGAAUAAACUGGUCGAUGGCUGCUACUCCUUUUGGGUAGGAGCCACCAUACCCAUAACGCAGGCCACGCUGUCUGGCGGCGAUAAGGAAAUGGAGCACACUCUAUUUGAUGUUGAGGCCCUGCAGGAGUACAUUCUAAUCUGCUGCCAGAAGCAAAACGGAGGUUUGAUCGACAAGCCGGGAAAACCACAAGAUCUCUAUCAUACAUGCUAUACCCUAAGCGGCGUCUCCAUUGCCCAGCACUCGGAGUCCGCCAGUUGUCCACAAGUCCUGGGCGACACCAUCAACGAACUGCUACCCACCCAUCCACUAUUUAACAUCCCACCGAAGUCCGUGGCCGCGGCCGUUAGCCACUUUAAGAAUUCCAAUGACACAGAUUUUGCCAGCACCUCCGAUGGAAACUGUCAAGGAGAGCAAGAACAGGAUAUUUAGGGUCUAUAAAAACUUUCUAAAGCUACAGAUGAUUUAAAAUUAUACAUUUUACAAAAACUCUAAAUUUUCUUUAAUAAAAUCUAUUUCAAAUAGUA
This is a messenger RNA of Drosophila persimilis, 1392 nucleotides long. It is a transcript of the gene Fntb, whose product is annotated as protein farnesyltransferase subunit beta. NCBI's taxonomy places the organism in Eukaryota, Metazoa, Arthropoda, Insecta, Diptera, Drosophilidae. The coding region runs from base 23 to 1297 and encodes 424 amino acids. Gene Ontology annotation, biological process: protein farnesylation. Gene Ontology annotation, molecular function: protein farnesyltransferase activity. The transcript is spliced from 4 exons. The record is from RefSeq and is a predicted model, not a curated record. Gene Ontology annotation, cellular component: protein farnesyltransferase complex.